Populus trichocarpa (black cottonwood) is the source of this 1616-nucleotide messenger RNA. RefSeq lists its product as uncharacterized. NCBI's taxonomy places the organism in Eukaryota, Viridiplantae, Streptophyta, Magnoliopsida, Malpighiales, Salicaceae. The coding region runs from base 109 to 669 and encodes 186 amino acids. The record is from RefSeq and is a predicted model, not a curated record. The transcript is spliced from 2 exons.
CCAUUUUCGUUUCAACAAAUCAGUCACAAUCUCAACAAAAAAAAAAAAAGUUGUAUUUCGAUCUUCAAAAUCCAGCUUCUCAUUACAGCAAAUCAUCAGUUUUCUCAAAUGGGUCUCAUUAACAAUCACAAAUCUUGUCCAGUGACUGAAUCCCACCACUCAACGCAUAUAUUCUUCACCAUAUGCAACUACAUUCUCUUGUGUGCAGCCUCUAGUUGCAUAUUCCUCACUCUUUCUCUCCGUUUAUUCCCUUCCCUCUGCGGCUUCUUUGUCGUUCUCCUCCACAUGUUCACCAUCAUUUCAGCUGUAUCUGGCUGUUCUGUGGCCUUAUCUGGAUCCAACAAAUGGUAUGCAGCUCACAUGAUCAGCACCUCUCUAACAGCAAUAUUUCAAGGAUCAGUUUCGAUCCUUAUCUUUACACAGACUGGUGAUUUCUUGGGGUACUUGAAGUCUUACGUGAGAGAGGAAGAUGGUGCUGUCAUCUUGAAGUUGGCUGGUGGGCUUUGUUUGCUGAUCUUUUGCUUGGAAUGGGUUGUGUUGGUUCUUGCUUUCUUGUUGAGGUACUAUGCUUUUGCAGAAGGAAAUGGGAGUGGCGCUGGUUCUUUUGAUAGAAAUGGAAAAGUUCAAGAAGAGGAGUUGAAAAACUGGCCUUGGCCUUUGCAAUUUUAGAGAUUCGCUUACUUUUAAUUUUUUGUCAAUUUGAUUUGUACUUGUCAUGUUCUUACAGUGGAAGUUUGUUUUUUAAGCAGAAAUUUUUAUUUUUAAAGAAGAAAUACUUCUUUUAUUUGAAAUUAUUUUUUUAUUUUUUAAUAUUUUUAAUUUACUAAUAUUAAAAAUAAAGUUUUAAAAAAUUAAAAAAAUGUAAAUCAGACAUAAACUAUGCUGGGCCAAGUUUAACAAAUCUUCAAUCUAAUUAAAGGCAAUCAUGCUUCGGGCUUCUGAUAAACCAGCACCAAUAAGAGGAGGCCUAAUAACAGAUUCGCAGCCCAUAGCCCAUCUCGAUCUUAUAACUGGCCCAUAUACCAUUACAUGCCGUGCUAGUCGGUAUUCUGUAGCCACCACUUGUUGUCGUCAGCAAUUCUCAAGAACCCAAGAAAUCAUAAAAGGACAAAAAGAAGUCACAGUUCUUAGGGUUUAUUAAAGGGUUUUGAGCUUCCACUGAAAGAACUCCACGAUUUCAGUAUAACACAUUUUCUGCUACAAGUUUCGGUUACAAGAUGGCUGGAUUCAGUAGCCUUGCACCUAAGACCAAGAAUCUGGUAGUUGCUGGAGGCUUGUCAGCAUUUGUUUUUGGGGUUUAUUUCUACACCAUGAGAGCUGUUGGAGGGACAGACGAACUUCAGACUGCUAUUGAUAAGUUUGAACAGCAGAAAAGCAAGGAAGAGUCUGAGGCAACCAUCCCAUCUAAGGCUUGACCAUAUGAUGCUUGGUGUAAUAAUGUGAUCAGAAGCAAGAGAUUGGUUAAUUUGUGAAUGUGCUGUUUCUACUUUUGAUUUUGCACUUUUACUGUACUUGAUAGGCAUUAGAGUCUGAGGCAGCCAUCCCAUCUAAGGGUUGACCAUAUGAUCCUUGGUGUAAUAAUAUGAUCAGAAACAAGAGAAUGGUUAAUUUGUGAA